GCAACACCAAAAUGCCCAGGACCAGUUUUUUCUCGGUCCUUCCUGCUUAUGGUGCGCUCGUUGACUAGCCUUGCCCGGACGGGCCGCUGCGACUACAACCUAUUAUUUCUCCAUUGUUUUAGCGACCGGUUGGAUGCCUCGCAGCGCCGUACUAUCGCGCCAUGCUAAGCGAUCAAGAGAUCGAGCGGGCCGCCGGCCAGCUCGCUGAGUUCAAGAGAAGCGACACCCUCUCCCGGCUUCUCGACCAAUACUCCGUCCUGAUCGAGGAGUACAAGCGACUCAAGAGCGACUACGAGGAGGAACGCGAGGCGAGGGAAAAGUAUAAGCAGAUGGCCAAAGACCAGGAGCGCAACCCGUUCGUGCUGGUUCUCAUUGAUGGCGAUGGCUAUGUCUUCAACGACACCUUACUUAGUCAGCGAGCCGAGGGCGGAAGUCUCGCUGCUCAGAUGCUCAACGACGAGGUCAAGGCAAGUCUGCGUCGGAAGGGCCUCGAGCACUGCCAAAUCAUGGUGCGAAUCUACGCCAACGUCCUUGGCCUAUCCAAAGCUCUCGCCAAAACCGGGGUGGUUAGCUCCGAUAGCCGGUCACUCGCCCCCUUCAUCGCUAGCUUCAACCGCUCAUAUGGAUUAACCGACUUUGUCGAUGCCGGCCAGCUAAAGGAGAACGUCGACUUCAAGAUACGUGCCCUCCUGCGGCUCUAUGCCGAUAACAGCCAGUGCAAACACAUAUACUUUGCGGCCUGCCACGACGUCGGUUAUGUUUCCGAACUUAUGCCAUUUAUGGGCAACAGCUCCAAGUUUACUCUUGUUAAUACUCCCGGUAACCUCUUUCACGACGAAUUCGGCAAGCUAGGCAUGGGCAUCGAGGAGUUCCGCAAUGUCUUCCGGCAUUCUCCGAUCGACGGGUCGGCCGCACACCCCCAAGAUAAUAGCAACCUCGGGGGUGCAAGCAGAACGGUUUCAGUGCCAUCGCUGCCACCGAAGUCACCCACUAAGUCCUCGGCGACUUCUACGGCCGACCAAGAGCAAAAGAAAGCUUGUCUCUUCUUCUCGAUGGGGAAGUGCCGAUAUGGCAAAUCGUGCAGGAUGCUACAUGUUAGCCCCACAACCGAGCCGCAGAACACCAAGCAAUCCACGGAUCAGCCCUCGUCACAUAGUCCAAAAAAGCUGGAAAACUCGGCGGCAUCGCUAGAUUUGCAGCUAUCCAAGCUGCCAAUAGAGGAGGAAAUACCCGAUGGUUGUGUCAUGGUUAACGAAAACAACCACCGCAUCGACCCCCGCCUGCCCUUUGCUAGCGCUGGUGUUAUAAACCGCCUAAAGACCCGCGUAAACAAGAGGCGGAUAUGCAACCGGUUCCACCUGCAAGGGUUCUGCGAGGCCGGCGACCGAUGUGAAUACGAUCACGAGACCCUGGACCAGGACUUGCUUCCGGCUCUUGUCCGCCUGGCUCGGUCCCAGCCGUGCCCGCGUCGGGGCGAGUGCAGGCUGGAAGGGUGCAGCCGCGGCCACAUUUGCCAGAACCUCGAGUGCAGGCACCGGGGUGGUAAGCUACAUUGCAGGAUCCCAUACUCUGCGCAUCUCGAGCCGCUCAUCGUUGCCCGCUAUAUACCUAGCGUCCCCAGACAAAGUCGCCAGGCAAACAGCGACAGCGGAAGCAGCGCCACUAGCGAUUCGAUCUCAGAAUAAUGGCCCAAUGGCGAUACGAGUGUAUUGCCAGGCCAUCGCUGACAGACCAGGCCAUACAACCGACAUUGAAGCAUUUUCUUGUGCG
Molecule: messenger RNA, 1770 nt
Organism: Thermothelomyces thermophilus ATCC 42464
Lineage: Eukaryota; Fungi; Ascomycota; Sordariomycetes; Sordariales; Chaetomiaceae
Exons: 2
Coding region: 162-1685 (507 amino acids)
Molecular function (GO): metal ion binding
Source: RefSeq, a predicted model, not a curated record